This is a messenger RNA of Oncorhynchus keta (chum salmon), 4400 nucleotides long. Its product is annotated as cyclin-J-like. Gene Ontology annotation, molecular function: cyclin-dependent protein serine/threonine kinase regulator activity. The record is from RefSeq and is a predicted model, not a curated record. NCBI's taxonomy places the organism in Eukaryota, Metazoa, Chordata, Actinopteri, Salmoniformes, Salmonidae. Gene Ontology annotation, cellular component: nucleus; cyclin-dependent protein kinase holoenzyme complex; cytoplasm. Bases 324 to 1610 code for a protein of 428 amino acids. The transcript is spliced from 6 exons. Gene Ontology annotation, biological process: regulation of cyclin-dependent protein serine/threonine kinase activity; mitotic cell cycle phase transition.
GGUCUUUCGCGUACGCAAAUUCACUAGCUCCUCACCGACCGCAACAGCAGCUGGGGAAGCAAACCACUUCGUUGAACGAGGAUCCGUGGAAAAUCUUUGUGAAAGUGUAAACAGACGAGAUAACAGCUGAAUUAAACUGAUCUGAAGCAUUGUUACUUUGUCAACUGAAUAACGGAAACAGUCGUCGCUUUUCGCCGGUACCGAGGAUAAUACAAAACUUCCCAAAGAGGAAUUCUUCAUUCAGGAUGUCGGAGUGAAACAAAGAGGUCUGGGGGCAUUCCUGUCAGAUAGGAGCUGAACUUCAUCCUUGUGGCCUUCUCUGAAUGGGAAAGAUGGAAAGGGACUUACAAUGGUGGAAAGGACAGCUAGCAGGGGAUAUCCAUCAGUCCCUCCGCAUCAAGGAAUUGAAGCUGCCUGUGUAUCGGGCCCACUCCCCUCAGAUAGGGAUGCGUCGGUACUUUGCAGACCUACUGGCCAUACUGUCGAACCGCUACCAGCUGUGUCCUACAGCCAGACACCUGUCUGUCUAUCUGCUGGACCUGUUCAUGGAUCGCUACGAUGUAGCCGUCAAACAGCUCUACGUCAUCGCUCUGUCCUGCCUGCUCCUCGCCAGUAAGUUUGAGGAGAGGGAGGACCGGGUACCUAAGUUGGAGCAGCUCAACUCCCUGGGCUUCAUGUGUUCUCUGAAUCUUGUUCUCAACAAGAGAGACCUCAUCAAGAUGGAGCUGCUGCUGUUGGAGACGUUCAGCUGGAACCUGUGUAUGCCCACCCCGGCCCACUUCAUAGACUACUACCUCCAGGCCUCGGUGCAGGAGGGAGACCUGUACAACGGCUGGCCUCUCUCCUCCCUCUCCAAGACCAAAACCUUUAUGGACAAGUACACACACUACUUCCUGGAGGUGUCACUGCAAGACCAUGCGUUCCUGAGUUUCCGGCCGUCUCAGGUGGCGGCAGCGUGUGUAGCGGCGUCUCGUAUCUGUCUCCAGAUUUCUCCUAGCUGGACCACGUCUCUACACCUACUGACUGGAUACACCUGGGGCCACCUCACACACUGCAUCAAACUCAUGCUGCUUGCACAUGACAGCGACGUGAAGGAGGCCAACAAACCCAAAUCCACCCCUCUGUUGUCUCGAUCCGCCUCUCUCCAGUCUCACCCUCCUCUCUCCCACCUCUCACCGGUCCCAGCCAUCCAGAGACCAGCUACCUCCUCCUCCACCCCCCAGCAGCUCUUCUUCCAGCCCAGCCCAGUGGGCUUCCCACACCUCUCCCCCUCCUUGUCCCAGCUCCACGCGCUAGCCGACUCCCAGGCUUUGGAGCCUGCUGGAGUCAACAUGUCCCAGGACUUCCUCCAGAGCCACAGGAUGGGGCUGCUCACUGGGGCCAACACCAUGACCUCCACAGCAGGGGCCUUCCCCUCCUAUCCUAGCCUGACUUCGGGGCUGCAGCCUGGGGCUCGGGUGGCACCGCUGGCCUUGCAGGGCCCCAUCUCCAUGCAGGUAGCCUUGGCUGCGGAGCCGAGACACUGCCUCAGCAUGGCCUACAGCCGGGGGUACCUGGGGGGCGUGGGCCCCCACCACACCUUCACGGCAGCGGGUUGCUUCGACAGAUGACGCCAGGAGACAGGGGAGAGGAUGAACAGCAAACCACCCCGAGCCAGGGACAGGGAGCGCUACAAUCCUCUCCCAUCACUACUUCCUCCUCCUCUCCGGUCCCUGGCAGACCUCCUCACUCUCUCCAUCAGCACCCCGCCCCCCUCCUCGGCCGCCCCUUGCCCCUCGCCCCCCACCUUCAGACAGAGACGGAGAGAAAGACUGCUCAAACGCAAGCAAAGGUCGAAGGGCACCGAUGACCCCGUGGAUGUCAUCACACUGACAUGACGCCACUGACUGAUGUUGAACACGGUUCUAAUCACGUCACAGGAACGUGAAGCUGAGGCAGAAGCAUUAAAACACUGUGGAAUGGUCACCGUAUGUCCCUGGUUAAGAUGCUGUUAUCACUGUGAACCAGAGGCUAUGCAGCAUGAUUCCUCCUCAGUGCCUCCUGGGUUUUGACCAGAGUGAUUUCUGUCUGUGAAUUCAGCUGAAGAUGAAGUGCUGCUCUCGCUCUCUGUCUCUCUCUCUGUCUCUCUGUCUCUCUGUCUCUCUGUCUCUCUCUCUGUCUCUCUCUCUCUCUCUCUCUCUCUCUGUCUCUGUGUAAUCAACUCCACUGAAGAUGAGAAAUAGGCCAGUAAAUUAAAGUUUUGAGCUGCUGAAUUGGGAACAGUGGUAUGACUUGUAGAUGCUAUGUCUGCUUAUAACAACUCACUGGUAUGUGACAUAGCUAUGUCAAUGUGUGUGUAUUGGCUUUAUAUCACUCUUAUGACAGUGAAUAACUUGAUAAUGUCACUAAGUGCUACAGGGAGCCCUCUUUGAGAAUUCCUACCCAUAAUCCUCAAUGGAUGGAUGGGGAGGUCAGAGUUCAUUGUUCUGUCACUGCAGAAGAAUUCCACAGUUAACAUACCUGUCAUGUUUUGGUUCUCUUCCCAUCCUCCUUCCUUUCUGAGCGAGAGAGUGUAUUAAUGUAGCAUUCUAAUUCUAUGCUUGGAACUUUGAUGUGUACAUAAUGACAUGCUGCUGCCUUCUAUAUGAACUGAUGGUUCUGUGUGAGCUGAAGACUUGUUUCCAUGAACCACAGCGUGUAUCAGGGACUUGAUGUAACAGAUUACUUGAAUACGAUGCCAUUGAAACGUGACGUAACUUUUAAUUUAAGUUGUUGCUUUAUUUUGUAUUCCUUGGUUGUUUUUGUUUUGUUUUUUAUACCGGUGUGAAACACAUUUGUUUUUAUUUUUUAUUUUAAAUGUAAAAAGCCAUUGUCUAGCAACUGAAUAUUCAGGCUCAGGUUGUUAGGCUGAGGAUAUCCAGUCAGCCAUCUCCUUAUUGAGGAGGUUACCAAUCAGCUGUUUUCUUACUAGUUUGUGCUUUAAGUAGAUGCUAGCAUGGCACCCAAGAGGGUUUCUCACUUCUCUCCCAGAGGAAGAGGACCUGUCUUUUUAAAUGACAUACUAAGAUAUAUAAAACACACUGUUUGCAUCCUGAUGGAAUCCGUGACCUCGCGGUCGAUGAAACACACAAGCCCAUCUGCAGCUGAUCACUAAUUGCUUCCCACAUUUCCAAAAUUUCAACUUCCUGCUGGAACGUAAACACAUCCAGAUUCCCCUUCUGCGUCACAGGCGGUCUCGCUGGUUACCGUGGCGAUGGCAAACAAUCUAAAUCAGGGGGCUCACUCAGAAGGACAGUUUGAAGGUUACAGAAUGUUUAGAUGCCCAUAACUGAUCUAAACAGCACAUUUCUAUCUGUGUAGAGCAGGGAAUGAUGGAAGCUCUAGAAAUCACAUUUCUAUUUGCAACAGUGUUAACUUCUGGUCCUUUUCUGUCGGUAUGCUUUGAAUGUGUACAUUUUUACUAUGGUUGUACAUUGUCCCCAACAGUUUUCAUACUUGAACUAUGCUGAUACUACUACGGCUGUGUUCUGAUUCUCAAUGUUCUGGGCUUAGCUAUCGAGACACUUUCAUUGAACACUGUGAAGCCUGGCUUUAGCAUGAUAUCUGGCAAGCAUCUGAAAUGUGUCAACUUUUUAUAGCAUAAACAUUACUGUAGUCUAGAUUAGUAUUUUACUACAAAUGGAAUGAAGGGCUUAGUAGGAACCAAAUGCAUCUUCCUGACUGACCUCUUCUGAACUGUCAAUCCCACUCACUGUAUGGUCAUCACUACUUUUAUAGACAAAAGCAUUCUUCCUUUUAACUUUGUCGUUUUUAAAAAAAGUGCAUUUGAUUUAGUCUUGUUCUUCCUGUGUUAAUAAAGAUGGAUGCGGUCGGUGUGGAGUACUAGGUCAUAUUCAUUAGGCACCAAACGGAAGAAGACACACAGGGGGGAACUAAAUCAGAUUUUUCUUUACUGGACAAGUUGGCUUUGGCUACGGGAUGACCUAUUGAAUAAGACCCUGUUUUAAGUAAAAGUACUCUCUUCUCUUACUGAGGUCUCAAGGUUGUUUUGUUGAUAGAACCAUAGCAUUAGAAUAAUUCAUUCUGUUUAUGGCUAGAACUCUUCUCACAGCCAUCACUACUGGUUCAUCUUUUAGGACUUAUUGUUUGACAUUAUUUUGUGAUUUGACUCCAUGUUGCUCCUUGCUGCCAGAAAGCAGAGAGCUCUGAACACAACUAUGUUGCAUAUUGCAGCCUUGACUGGUGUACUGCACAUGUUGCUAUAGCGAUACUGUGCAUUUUUCUAUGUACACAGAACUGUGCUGAUACCAAACAACCACACUACUUGUCAUUUCAUUGGACAUCAGAAAUGUCCCAGUAUUUUUGUUGACAAAGGGCCUUUUAUCAGAUGAGCCAUUGAAAUAAACAACAAACUGAAUAUC